CCUAAAUGUUUAAAUAGUGUAAAUGCAGGAUUUGUUGAAACCGCUGAAGGGGUUGGUUGAUCCAAAGUAUUGCUCUGGCUUUAUUCAAUAAGUGCUACACUGAAAUUUUAAAGUCAUUCUAUUCCAAGAGUCAGCUUUGCAGUUGCUACUAAAAUGUCAAUAUUGUCAAGAUUACGUUGCAUCACUGUGGAUGUUACUGGUACUUUGAUAGCUUACAAGGGAGAACUUGGUGACUACUAUUGCAUGGCAGCCAAAUCUGUUGGGCUGCCAUGCCCUGACUACAAGCGUGUGCAUGAGGGCUUCAAACUUGCCUAUAAAGACAUGGCCAGAAAUUAUCCUUGUUUUGGGUAUGCCGCUAAAAUGCCCAACAUAGUGUGGUGGAAGACUUGUGUGAGAGACUCCUUUACCAGGGCUGGAUAUGAUUAUGAUGAGGAGACAUUUGAGAAGGUGUUUAGACGCAUAUAUUCAUCAUUUGGUUCAUCUGCACCUUAUACCAUCUUUCCAGAUUCCCAACCAUUUCUAAGAUGGGUGCAUGAGCAGGGGCUUAAAGUUGGGAUUAUUAGUAAUGCAGAGUACCGGUAUCGGGAUGUAAUUCUUCCAGCCCUUAAUCUGAACCAGGGAUCUGAAUGGGACUUUGGUGUGUUCUCUGGUCUGGAAGGUGUAGAGAAACCUGACACAAAGAUUUAUGAGAUUGCCUUGGAGAGAGCUGGUGUCGCACCAGAAGAAGUUCUGCAUAUUGGGGACAGCAUGCGCAAAGACUACGUGCCAGCAAAGAGUGUGGGGAUGCAUGCAUUACUAUUGGAUAGAUUUAAGACUCCUGAUGCUGAGGAAUGGAGGAAAUCAGGUGCCAUUGUGCUUCCUGACUUGAUGGCAGCAAAAGAUUUUCUUACUUCAGAAAACUCAACUUCCUGAGCGGCUCCUUUCCCAUUCAUGACUUUACAUGUAUAGUAUUUCCCAUCAUAUUGUUUAGACUUUGAUCACAAAUAUUAACCAGCUGGUUUGUCCCCUAAAUUUUGGUGGCUUGUUUUCACACCCUAUGACCAAAACUUUUCGGGGAUUUAAUGGGGGAGAAAUUGACACCAGUUUCAAUGUUAAUGAGCUCAAUCAUAAAGAGAGCAAGAUUAGACGUUCUCUUCGCUUUGAGCCUUUUUCUUUUGA
Messenger RNA from Corylus avellana, 1158 nucleotides. The record is from RefSeq and is a predicted model, not a curated record. NCBI's taxonomy places the organism in Eukaryota, Viridiplantae, Streptophyta, Magnoliopsida, Fagales, Betulaceae.